CACAAGCAACAGCUACUUGCAACAAAUUUUUAUUAAAUUUUCCAAACAAAACAAAAAACAUUUAAACAAAAUGUGUCAACAAAUGCAACAAUUGGCUAACUCCAACAACACCACCGCCGCCACCAACAACAAAAUGAAAACCGCCACCUACAGCAUCAAGAAAGUCUUGAAGACUUUUUUCAAGAAACAAAACAAAUCCUCCAGCACAGAAACCUUUGAGGAUUUGGAUAACAUGCGCAACAUGCAAGCCGAACAACAACAAUACUUCAAUGAAAUGGAAGACAAUUCCGCCAAUGAAAAACUCUCAGUCAUGGCCUAUGAAGAGGAACAAGAUGAUCAAGAAGACAUUUAUGUUCCAGUACGUUUUGCUCGCACUGAAGCCGGUACUUUCUUCUGGACUACCAAUUUGCAACCCGUUACCAGCACCAUUAUGCCAGCUGUUGAUGAAGAUCUAUUGCAACCUGCCUACUGCUAUAGCAACAAUCAAUAUCCCAUCAUGCAAUUCCAAGAUCGUUGGGCUCAAGCUUAAGUUUUUAACACUAAACAACAACUUUAACAAAAAGCUUUAAAACAAAAAAACAAUUGUUUCAUCUGCAAUUGUAUUGUGAUAUUUUGUUAGCAGCAGUUAUACAGCGGCAGCAGCAUUGGUUCAAAUUAACUUUAAGCAAUUUUUUUAA
Molecule: messenger RNA, 677 nt
Organism: Lucilia sericata (common green bottle fly)
Lineage: Eukaryota; Metazoa; Arthropoda; Insecta; Diptera; Calliphoridae
Gene: E(spl)malpha-BFM
Product: enhancer of split malpha protein
Exons: 1
Coding region: 71-529 (152 amino acids)
Biological process (GO): Notch signaling pathway; sensory organ development
Source: RefSeq, a predicted model, not a curated record